Molecule: messenger RNA, 1701 nt
Organism: Penicillium vulpinum
Lineage: Eukaryota; Fungi; Ascomycota; Eurotiomycetes; Eurotiales; Aspergillaceae
Product: Terpenoid cyclases/protein prenyltransferase alpha-alpha toroid
Exons: 4
Coding region: 1-1701 (566 amino acids)
Biological process (GO): diterpenoid biosynthetic process
Molecular function (GO): terpene synthase activity; magnesium ion binding
Source: RefSeq, a predicted model, not a curated record
AUGUCUUCCGCAAUCUUAACCCAGUGUGCCCGUGACCUUGUCCAAAAGGUCUCUACAGAGAUGAAGUUGGAAUACGGGAUGUCUUCGAUGGCACCGUCAAUAUACGACACAGCAUGGCUUGCUAUGAUCGAGAAAAAUACGGAUCAAGGACCCCAGUGGCUUUUCCCUGGAUGUUUUGAAUACCUCAUUGAGCACCAAAACGAGGAGGGAGGCUGGGAUCCCUUAGAACAGGCCACUAGAACCGUCAAAUAUCCGGCCAAUGUCUGGCUGCCAGAUUGCAUCAUCCAUUCUUUGGCUGCUUCCCUUGCUCUGUGCUGGCAUAUCCGCCGCGCGAUGCCCAAAGGAGGUGACGUCCCUAGUGAUUCGCUAGCUCGGUUGCUCCGCGCAAAGAAAUUUCUUGAUUCCAAGCUGCAUGUAUGGCAGCUUGAUGGAACCACUCACUUUGGAUAUGAGUUGCUUGUUCCGGUACUCUUGCGACUUUUGCGGGACGAAGGUAUGACUUUCGAAUUUCCGGCGAAGGAGGCCUUGAUGGAGAAAUAUCAAAAAGCCUCUGAUAUCGAUAUCAGUUGGCUUUACAGCAGCCCAUGCAAGAUUCCUCUUUUCUGUCUGGAGGGGUUCCUUGAGAAGCUUGAUUUUAGCAGGCUCCAGCAUCUAGUAACCUCGGCAGGCAUAGUUGCCUCGCCUGCCUCCGCCGCAUCAUACUUGAUCUAUUCUCCUCUAUGGAGUGAUCAGUGUGAAGCCUACUUACGGCAUGUUGUGUCACAUGGGCAAGGCAAAGGGAAUGGUGCGGUUGGGGGAGUGUUCCCAAUGGAAAUAUUUGAGCCGUCCUGGGUUCUGACCGCACUUUUGGAAAAUGGAUUCACGGUGGAAUCUUUGGGGCGAGAACAGGUGAAUGAUAUGGUUCAGAUGAUCCAUCGAAAUUUGGAAAACGGGGUCACCGGCGCGACCGUUGAAUUCCUCCCGGAUGCGGACGAUACUUCAAGAGCUCUUACCGCUCUGAAUCUUCAUGGUUACCAGAUUAGCCCAGCCGCCAUGGUAGAAAAAUUUGAAGUUGAUCAAUGUUUUGAAACAUUUGACGCACGGAUGCCUAACCGCGUGAAAAGCGUGAGCGUAAACGGCAACGUCCUGAAUUCGCUCCUACAUGCCCCAGACCCGAGUGCUUUUACUUCUCAGAUUGAGAAGAUUGCAAAGUUCAUGUGUGGACGAUGGAAUACCGACAGGAAAUUCGAGGAUCACUGGAACCUGUCUGAGUACUAUGGACUCAUGCACAUGGCACAGUCGCUCGUACCGUUACUGGUUCUUUGGGAUCAAGGAGGAUUACCCUCGCUACCAGAAGAUUUGGUUCAGAGCGUAAUUCCGUCCUGCUUGCAGGAGGCCAUGGUGCGAAUCCUACAACAGCAGAAUUUAGAUGGAUCUUGGGGCGAUAUUCAUUCAAGGGAAGAAACUGCUUAUUCAAUCAUUGCCCUAGCAAAUCUGGGCUCUCAUGCUGCGGUUGGCGAUGACUUCAGUCGAGUCGAGUUGGCCAUCGCACGGGGAAAGCAGUUUCUGUUAGAGAAUUGGCAACUGGGUGAUAAGCCGGACCGGAUUUGGACAGGAAAAAUCUUACAUGGUAUAUCAUACGUUCAGGAUGCAUAUGUUGUGGCUGCUUUGAAGGUCAGUCGCGUAAAUUUGGCAGGGAAACGGGGACUUUGUCCCAAUUAA